Aspergillus piperis CBS 112811 is the source of this 459-nucleotide messenger RNA. RefSeq lists its product as uncharacterized. Lineage: Eukaryota; Fungi; Ascomycota; Eurotiomycetes; Eurotiales; Aspergillaceae. The transcript has 5 exons. The coding region runs from base 1 to 459 and encodes 152 amino acids. The record is from RefSeq and is a predicted model, not a curated record.
AUGAUCAACCGAGUCAUCGACCCUGCCGGCUGCUCAUCGAUCCUACAUCGCGGACAGAGUGGAAUGCGAUUGACGACGGGGGAUGAUGCUGCAGGAUACACCCCUCUGGCUGAUGUCACCGAAACGCAUGAGAGCCCUGCUUUCAACAAUACCUUGCUGAUAUUUAUGUCUGUAGCACUAUAUACUGGAGGAGCCAUCUUCAUCAGACGCUUAUGUUGGAUUGACAUCCAGGGGAAGAUGACGCUUUGUCAAGCUCAGGGCCAAAUCAUGCCAUCUGACCAGUCAGAGGCACAGAAUUUGCAUUCAGGGGAUGGCCCCAAAGAUGACCGUGGCCCCCCCUUGAACCAGCCAACAACCGGGUCCAGUCAAUGUCUGGUGGAGGCUAUCGAAUGGUCGACUGUUGGACGAUGGCAAGCUAAGCACAUGCCAAGAGAAAAGGGAGAGGGAGAGCGGAUAUGA